AUGCAUCAAAUACCACGACACCCUCAAUCUGACAUUACUCCUGAUUUUAAUUCUCUUGCCUUUCUUAUAUUUCCAUUACUUGUUACAUUCUUAGCUAUUAUUAUUCUUAUUCUUUUCCCCUUUUUAAAAACUUACUUUAUUCCGUCUAAUUCUCAUUCUACUAAAUUAAAAAUUGGAAUUACUUUAACUGAUGCUUAUAGUGGAAAUACAAUUAAAAGAGUUAUAACCCGGAAUAUUCAAUGUCCAUUAUGUAAUGGAAGUGGUGCUGCACAUUCACAUGCCAUUCAUAAAUGUUCAAAAUGUGGUGGAAAGGGUGUGGUUAAAGAAAAUUUAAGACUUGGAUUAUUUACUUAUGAACAUUUAACUAGCUGUCCUAUUUGUGGAGGGAGUGGAGAAGAAAUCACAGAAAAAUGUAAGAAGUGUAAUGGAAGUGGAAAAGUAUCUGAAACCAAAGAAUUUAAUAUUGCCAUUCCUAAAGGUAGUAAAACUGGAGAUAUUAUCAAGAUAAAAAAUAUGGGUGAAAUGGGUAGUACUCUUCUUUUAUUAUUAACUGUUAAUGAUGAAGAGAAGAACUUUAAACGUCAAGGUGAUGAUUUAUUAACCAAUCUAACAAUUACUAUGAAAGAUGCAUUAUUAGGAUUUAAAAAACAAAUCUCCCACUUAGAUGGUCAUCAAAUAUUUAUUGAACAAAAUGGGGUUACAAGCGAUGGUCAAGUUAUUCGAAUCAAAGGUGAAGGAUUGAAAAAGAACUUUUUAUUUAAUGGUGAUUGUUUAAUUUCUAUCCAUGUUGAUAUGAAUUCAAUAUCUCAUGACCAAGCAUUGAAAAUAGCUAAAAUAUUAAAUCAAACUAAUUAA
Entamoeba dispar SAW760 is the source of this 855-nucleotide messenger RNA. RefSeq names its product chaperone protein DNAJ, putative. The record is from RefSeq and is a predicted model, not a curated record. Gene Ontology annotation, cellular component: cytoplasm. NCBI's taxonomy places the organism in Eukaryota, Evosea, Mastigamoebida, Endamoebidae. The transcript has a single exon. Gene Ontology annotation, biological process: protein refolding. Bases 1 to 855 code for a protein of 284 amino acids. Gene Ontology annotation, molecular function: Hsp70 protein binding.